Molecule: messenger RNA, 855 nt
Organism: Entrophospora sp. SA101
Lineage: Eukaryota; Fungi; Glomeromycota; Glomeromycetes; Entrophosporales; Entrophosporaceae
Source: the annotation of a GenBank genome assembly
AUGGAAGAUAAAUAUUUUAUUAGUACUAUUCAUACUUGGCGUCAAUGUGACCUAAUGAAAUUUAUACAACGCGUUGAAAGGUUACAUGUAGAAGAUAAAAAUUUUCAUAUACUCGAAAGUUUAAACCUUACGAUUGUUCGAUUUUUACGUUUGACUAGAGAUAAACUUCAAGGAUGGGUUUCUUCACGUCGUAUUGAAGAAAUACAAUGUGAUAUUCUUGAAAAUUCAAGAUCUGAACUUGAAGAUUUAUUGAAAUCAUAUGUUGAUAAGCUUAUGCAAGCUCCAUCAUUAGCCGAGUAUUAUGAAGAUGUAAUGAAUAGAUUGGACAUGGAUAUUGUAUUUGGAGUUGAUGUGAUAGAACAUUAUAAUUCACCAGAAAUGUUCAUCCCUUUUUUAAAAACAGAACUUGAAAAGAAAAUCAAUCCAAAACUUUAUUCUAUAUCAAGCUACGAAAGCAGAUCAGAUGAUGUGGAGACGAGAAGUGGACAUAAAGAUCAAAAAUUGCUUAUAUUUCAAAUAAAAAAUAGUGCCGCUGGAUUUUGUUUAAGAAAUCAUGUUUGUAAAUAUAUUGCAAACUGUAGCAACAGUAAGAUGUCUGAAAGUACCAUAAGUAAACACUUGUCAAAUGAAUUGGAUGAAAUGAAAGCAGCCAGAUAUCCCAUAAAUCAUGAUGAAAGAAACUUUAUAAAAGAUUGUCAAGAAAAAUCUCUUGGCAUCACGCAUUUAAGUGCUGGUCAUAUGAAAAUUACUGCAAAUAGUGCAUUGGAAAUUUUAAGAAGACAUGGGAUUAACAGAGUAUUAUGUGAAGUAUUUAUGGAACCCGAUGACACGUAUUCUGAAAGAGAAAACGCAUAA